Molecule: messenger RNA, 1810 nt
Organism: Tribolium madens (black flour beetle)
Lineage: Eukaryota; Metazoa; Arthropoda; Insecta; Coleoptera; Tenebrionidae
Exons: 4
Coding region: 113-1576 (487 amino acids)
Cellular component (GO): extracellular region
Molecular function (GO): chitin binding
Source: RefSeq, a predicted model, not a curated record
UUCGUCUUUGAGACUGUCGCCGGUGCUUGAUGCAGCUAUGCACUUGUGAGUGUGACAUGGUGCUAGUGCUAGUGCUACAUUUUCCAAAAAUUGUUUUCUGGAUGAUUGAAAAAUGAUCAGAAUUGCUAUUUUAUUUAUGUCAGUGCUUGCAGCAUUCCCUGAUUUACUUCACGGCAUUACGACCAUACACCAUGACAAACCCGAGGAGUCAAACAUUCCCAAAAUGGCUACGAAAAUGACAACAAAUCCUGAAACGGUUGAACGUCACAAAAGACUCCUACCUUAUAUGAACUUCUACAUCAGUAACAAUCAAAAGUUCACGCCAUUCCUUGAAAGUAACGCUUUACCAGGCCCUUUCAUCCCCAUCAAACCCACUCAAAAAUACCUUCCAGAACCUGAGAAAACCUCAAGCCCUAACUAUGCCCUAAUCUACGAUACCUUAAGUCAACUCAAAAUGAGACAAAGGUACCAUCAAAAUCUACGCUAUUUUGAGCCACCACGAGUUAAAACAGUCAUAGAAACAUAUACUCCUACAAGUAUAGACAUCGAAUCGGACACGAGAAAAUACAGACCGGUACCAAAUGACUCACGCUACAAGAUUUACAAGCCACAAGUGGACUAUGUGCUCGAUAGACCGUUAAUUAAUUACCAACCACAACCUAAACCUUUCUUCGGUGAUAAAAUAAUCUACUCUAAGCCACAACCACAAACUGAAACCCCUGUCAUUUACAUCGAAACCACUCCAAAACCACCUCAAGUCAACACAAUCAUCGAUGAUAAAUACGUCGCUCAAAAAAUCAUACCAGUGCAACAAUAUUACAACGUCCCAACUGAAAACACAAACAUCCUCGCGAAAAUCCUUAAACAGUUACAAAACUCCAACGCUCUACCUCAAACCCUCACAACACAUAAUAUAGACAACAGUAUUAAAACUUUGGUAAAGAUUUUGAAUAGUUUGAGAAAACAACAAGGAUUGAAAACAAAACCGAUCGUUGUCGUGGACGAGAACAGUUCAGAAGAAGAAAUUGAAGAGGAGGAAAAACCCACUUACGCUCCAGGAACAGUAACGCAAACAUUUCCAGCUAAUACUGUGGAUGGCGGGACUCCGGGAAGGCCGGGGAUUGAUUAUCCAGCGCUUUCGACGAUACCUCAGACAAGUUUUAAUUGCAAGACGCAGAGGUAUAAAGGGUUCUUCGGGGAUCCGCACACAAACUGUCAAGUCUGGCACUACUGCGACUUGAACGGAGGUCAAGCAUCAUUUUUGUGUCCAAACGGUACAAUUUUCAGUCAAGUCGCUCUCACUUGUGACUGGUGGUAUAACGUAAAGUGUUCAUCAACGACACAACUUUACGUUUUAAAUGAAAGACUUUACAAGUAUAUUUUGCCACUAGCACCGAAAUUUCCAGAGGAUUAUAGUGGGCCUCUUGUGGAUAGGUAUCUCGCACUCAAGUUUCAAGAAAUGGAAGAGAAAAUGAAAAAUGAAAAGAAAAAAGAGGAAGAUAAGAGUGAAGAGAAGGAUGAUUCUGACCAAUUGCAAGACAUUAAUAAUGAAAAAGCAAAAUCUGAGGAAAGUUAGACUGGGAUAAUUUGUUUUUUAUUUUUAUAUUGCCAUAGUUAGAGUUAAUUUAUUGUUAAGAGGUUGUUGAUUGUUUUCUAGUCAAUUAUAUCACAACUUAUUAUUUAUUACAGAUGAAAAUAUUUUUUGAUCACUACUUUAUUUUAGUUUUAUUUUUAUAUAAUUGUCUAGAUUAAGAAACUCAACUAUGUUGUUACUAUGCUUGUGGUAUUUAAUAAAUUUGUUUGCAAUGAA